Bufo gargarizans (Asiatic toad) is the source of this 1347-nucleotide messenger RNA. RefSeq names its product family with sequence similarity 174 member C (gene FAM174C). The record is from RefSeq and is a predicted model, not a curated record. Bases 1 to 807 code for a protein of 268 amino acids. Gene Ontology annotation, cellular component: extracellular region. The transcript has 6 exons. Lineage: Eukaryota; Metazoa; Chordata; Amphibia; Anura; Bufonidae.
AUGCAGAUUCAUUCUUGCUGGGCGGAGCAUCUUCUGGGGAAGGUCUUCUCUGAGCUUCUUUUCCUCGUUGGGGUCCCCCGAUGCCGAAGUUUUCAGGCCGAAGUCUUCAGUCCUUGUCGUCAGGGUUCCUCAUCGAGUCUUAACAAAGUCUUCUCCUUGAUCGCAGUCGGAGAAAAUCUUCCAGUAGUCGUUUUUAGCUGUCGAGAUCCAACCGACCUGUUAUUAUGUCACAUGACACACGGCUGGCGAGCCGGGUUUGCGUCACGUGAUCUUGCUCGUGUCGUGUCUGCUGCGUGGUGGCGAGGGGGGCCGAUCCAGGAAGUGGCGGCGCGGAGUGAUCGCGACUUCGCGAGUCAUUACCAUAGAGUGUCCGGCGGCGGGGCAGCGGUUAGUGAAGAAUACCUUAGAGAACCAUCAAAGACGAAAAAGGAGAAGUUAAACAUGGAGGUGUGGUGCUACCCGUGUUUACUGAUUUUUAUGAUGCCUGUGCCUGGUAGUGCAGACGGGCAAGAAAAUGUCACGGAUGUUAGUGUCACUACUUCAACAGUUCCCACAAAUUCUUCGAUCACAAAGCCUACCCAGUUAUCCUUCUGGGGCAACUUUGAAAUGAUGCAGCGAGCCUUCUAUGUACUCAUUGGAAUCAGCUUGUUGGCUGUGCUCUACUUUGUGAUUCGGACUUGCAGCUUAAAAAAGAAGCCACAGAGGAAGAAGUAUGGACUUCUCUCAGAUUAUGAUGAAACUAUGGAAUUGGGAUCCAUGGACAGUGAUGAAGAGAAAAUUUUUGAAUCAAGAGGUUUAAGAAGGUGAUUAGUAAAGUUGUAAAUCUGGGAUCACUAACCACAACGAAGCCCUGUCUUUCUGUCCUUGUGAUGACACAGACUGGUUCCCUCGGGAUCUCUGUUUUGAGGGGAUACGAGCUUGGGUGACCAAAUUUAUGCUUACAUUAACUACUGCCAAUGGAAAAGCCUGACUAAUUUGGGCCUUUGGUUUUUAUUCUGCUGCGUUGAAAUCCACAGUAAAGACUUAAAAAGAAUAUGCGGUUCUCUGGCGUUUGCACAAAAUGUACAUUCCAUUUUCACAGUGCGGACUAAUUGUCUAACUUGGACUUGCAGCUAUUAAUGGUUAAAUAACAAGUGCUUUCCUUUUUACCUUCUCAACACAAAGUAUGUGUUAAAUUCUGUUGCUAAACCAGGUAAUAUGGUUUUGCUGCCAGGGAGUUUGGCAAAGAUGCAAGUCCUCACUCAUCCUGUGCUACUAAUUUUCUAGGUUGUGCAGGAUAUUUUGUAACAAACAUUUAUUUUUCCACUGUGCCUUUUUGUAUAUGAAUAAAACAUUGUUUAAUCUGGA